This is a messenger RNA of Lucilia sericata (common green bottle fly), 1677 nucleotides long. RefSeq names its product collagen alpha-1(XVIII) chain-like. NCBI's taxonomy places the organism in Eukaryota, Metazoa, Arthropoda, Insecta, Diptera, Calliphoridae. The record is from RefSeq and is a predicted model, not a curated record. The transcript is spliced from 11 exons. The annotation marks the transcript as partial.
UGGCGUUCACAGAAGCAUACAUUGUGCAGGCGUGAAUAUACAAUUUUUUUCGUAUCUUAACAAUAAAACCAAAAAAUAAAAAUAUAUAAAAAAAUAAAUAUUUGUGAAAAUAUAAAUUUUAUAUGAAUUUUCAUACAAAACUUCAACAGUCCAAAGGCUAUAAAAAUCCAACCAUAUAAAAGUAAGAAAGAAAAAAAUUAUAUUGUUUUUGGCCAUUUUUUCUUGAUAAUUGUUGUGCACCAAUUGUUGCCAAAACAAUAUAUUACCAGUGUAAAAAAUAAAAAAGCUAAAAUUUAUAUAAAAUAAAUAUAUACAACUAAAAAAAAAAUAAGUUUUUGUCCUCGUCAUAACAAAUAAGUGUUUAAAAAUUUAAAAAAAAAAUAAAUUUAUUUGUAAUACAUAUUUUGUGCAUCAGUUUAAUCAAAGGUAUUAAGCCAAACAAUUUUGUUUUAAAACUGCAGCUACAUAUCUGAGUUGUAAUAAUUUCUCCCCCCCCCAAAAGAGUAAUUUAUUUGGCAUUUUCUCCUAAAAAAAAUAAAUUUAACGAAUUUUAAAAUUAAAAUUCCAACUAAUUUUAACCAAUUAUAUUGGUUAAAUCAACAAAUGGAUUUAGCAUUUAAAAUACAAAUAAUGUGUUCGUGGAGAAAAAUGCUGCUAACACUAGUAUUACUUUUGGCCAUUGGACGUUCACAAUCGGUUGAAUUAACAGGACAAGGAAUUAAAGAUGCCAUUGCCGAGUAUAAUAUGCUGGAAAUUAUAAAUGAAAAUUUUAAUGGCAUUGAAUUCGAUUUUGCUGAAGAUGGUUUUCCUGCCUAUAAAAUAUUACAAAUUGCCGAUAUAAAAUCUCCCUAUCGUAUGGUUUUGCCAGAAAAACUCAAUGAUUUUGCAUUGCAAACUACGCUGCAACCCACCUCAGCCAAAGGUGGUUACUUGUUUAGUGUUGUUGAUCCCUUGGAUACAGUGGUGCAGUUUGGUUUACACUUUUCCCCUGUCAUCAAAGAUUGCUGGAAUGUGUCGUUAAUCUAUACAGAUGCCAGUGUUAGUCCAGUUAGUAAGCGUUUGGUUAGUUAUCAAUUGCCAUAUGAACCCAAGAAAUGGGUUACUCUAGCCUUUAAAGUGUUAAGUGAUAAGGUAGUGUACUAUUAUAAUUGUGAAGAGACUGAAACGACACCGUUGAUAAGAGAUCCCAUGGAGUUGGUGUUUGCUUCAUCAUCAACUUUAUAUUUAGCACAAGCUGGCGCUAAGAUGGGUGGUAAUUUUGAGGGUUAUUUGCAAAAACUUAAUGUUUAUGGCAAUCCAGAAGCUCUAGACAUAACAUGUAUUCCACCUCCCAAAAAUACGGAUUUACCCUUUGAUUAUAAUGAAAUUGAUUUCGAUGUAGGUGGUUCUGGUCUGUUUUCCUCUGAAGAUGCUUCCGGCGACACUUUUAAUUGGGACGAUGCCACAAGCAUUUACGAUGGCAGUGGUAUGCCGCCACCACAGUCACAAUACCCACAUGAAAGACCAUAUCGUACCAUCAAAGGCGAGAAAGGUGAACGUGGCCCUAAAGGUCCUCCUGGUGAUAGUAUACGUGGUCCUCCUGGACCACCAGGUCCUGCUGGUCCUAAAGGUGAUCCAGGUUCAUUUCCUCCCUUUAUUGAUUUUGCUAGCAAUCCUGAGGCGAAAUACACUGGCAAU